GAGCCAAUCACCGCCCCGGCCACGGGCGGUUUUACAGCCCCGGCGCCCCACACCGGCACACGGGCACCGGCCGGCACCCCACGGCGCCGGCACCGCCACGGCCCACCGGCACCGCCGGGAGACGCGCGCCGGGCCAUGGCGUGGCUCGUGCUCCUGCUGACCCUGGGUCUGGGGGCGGCCGGCGGGGACGCCGGCGGCGCGGCCGAGCCGGUGGCGGCACUCGAGGCCCUGCUGUCGUCGGGAAGCGGUUCCCUGCCCCACGGUGCGCUGGAGUCCCUCGUGGGCAUCGCCGGCGGCCGUGCGCAGCGCCGCGCCGGGCCGUGUGGAAAGGGGCUGUCGGCGGCCGCGGUGCUGGCGCUGGCGGGGAAGGGGGAGGGGGCGGCGCUGGAGCCCCCCGACCUGCCCUGGCUGGGGGCCGCCAUCCUCGUCACCCUGCGGGACCCCCCGGGCGCCUGCGCCGCCGCCUCGGGGUGCUGGGCCCCCCGCGCCCGCGCCCUGCUGCGGGCCUUCGCGCCCCCCCGGCCCCCGCCCCCGCGGCGCCAGUGGCACCAGCGACACCCCCAGUGGCACCAGUGGUGGCACCAGUUGCACCAGUGGCACCAGCAAUGGCACCAGCAGCACCCCCAGUGGCACCAUGGCACCAGUGACCCCCCCAGUGGCGGCCCCAGCCUGCGGGAGGUGGCCGAGCUGCUGGCGGCCGUGGAGCCCAACUACCGCAGCGACGGCGGCAGUGGGGCCUGCGUGGACGCGGCGGGGGCGCUGGCGGCGGGGGCGGCCGCCUCCCCCCGGGUGGGGGGCGCGGGGGCGCGCGUGCUGGCGGCCCUGGGGGCGCUGGUGCUGCGGGGCCGCUGCCUGCGCGCCCCCCCCCCGCGCCCCCCCGGCCUCGACUACCUGGUGUCCCGCUUCGGCCACCGGCCCGCGCUGGGGGGGCUCAGCAGCCUGAUGGAGCAGCUGGGGCUGGGGUCCGGGGGGCAGCACCCACCGACCCCCGCAGGGGGCACCCACGGGACCCCCCCCCCCGGCAACCGGGACCGCCCCACGCUGCCCCACCCCCACCUCCGGAGCCAGCCCUGGGCCUCGGUGUGCCUGGCCCCCCCCGAGCUGCUGGGGGCCCUGGGGGUGCCGGGGGGGGCCCCCCUGACGCAGGGGGAUUUCCUGCGCCUGGGCCCCACACUCCUGCAGCAGCAGCUCAGCGGCGCCUGCGCCCCCCACCCCGCACCCCCCAUGCCCCCCACGACCCCCGCGACCCCCACGACCCCCGCGACCCCCACCCAGCACCACCACGGCCCCACGGCCACCGGGGAGCUCAGCAUCGCUGAGA
Molecule: messenger RNA, 1321 nt
Organism: Phalacrocorax carbo (great cormorant)
Lineage: Eukaryota; Metazoa; Chordata; Aves; Suliformes; Phalacrocoracidae
Source: RefSeq, a predicted model, not a curated record